AAAUACAAACCAACCAUCGUGCGUGCGCCUCUCUCUCUCUCUCCUCUCUCGCGCAUGUGAAUCAUGGAGGAACCUCCACUUUCAGUUUCAGGAACACCAACAGCAACAGCAUCGUGCUGGAGCAACGUGGUGAAGAAGCAGCCACCUCAACAAGAGUCCUUGCAGAACGAGCGAGUCUUGGAAGAGACCUUCAAAUCCAUCAAUGGCAUCUCAGUUGCCGUCAUCGACGCCAACGCCGUUAUCGAUGCCGGCGACAAGCUUCACAGCUUCGCCGACAAGUUCGUCUCCGUCCCAGAAGUCAUGGAGGAAAUUCGAGACCCUGUAUCACGCCACAAGCUCUCUUUCCUUCCCUUCACUAUCCAAACCAUGGAGCCUUCCCCUGAAGCCAUCAACAAAGUUAUCAAAUUUGCUAGGGCUACUGGUGACCUACAGACACUUUCAGAUGUUGAUAUCAAACUAAUAGCUCUAACUUAUACUUUGGAGGCUCAAGUUCAUGGAACAAAACAUCUGAGGGACAUCCCACCUCCUGUACAAAUGGUAAAUGUGAAGAGGUUACCCGAGAAGGACAUGCCGGGAUGGGGUUCUAAUGUGCCUAAUUUGCAAGAGUGGGAGGCAUUAGAACAUGAUGCCGAGGACAAGUCAAAUUCCAAUUCAAGAAUCCUUCCUUUGCAGGACUUAAACUUGAACAUUGUUCCUCAAGAUGACCACACCGGAGAUGGUUUGGUGGAGCAUACAAGUGAAACUCCUUCAGAAAUUCAAGAAGGUGGUUCAAGGAAGCCUAAGAAAUAUCUACCUGAGAAAAAGGAGAUAAACAUUGAAGGGACGACAAUGGUGGCUGAUGGAAUUGAUGCAUCACAAGGACAAUUUGAUGACAAUGCUGGUGAUUGGCUGCCUGCUGUCAGUCGAAGUACUCAUAGGAGAUAUCUAAGAAGGAAAGCUAGACGUGAGUACCAUGAAGUAUUAUCCAGUAAUCAAGAUCAGCAAGAUAUGGAAGAAAACAUUGAUGGUAGUGUCAGGGAAGAUGCUAGAACUUCAAAUCAGCUUGUUCAUCAUGGUGAUGAAGAAAAGCAUAUUGAAAAUGUUGUGUCUGAGAAUGAUCAGAUAAUAGAAGAGAACAAAGACAGUGAAAGUGUCUCUGCAAUUCUGAAACAAAUGAGGCUGGAAGAAGGUUCACUAGAAGUUCUUGAUGAAGAACACCGACUAAGUUUGUCUCCUGAAGAACUCCAAACAAACAAUGGUAGACUGCAGGAAACCACAUCUGAUGGCAAUUCAACUAUAGCCACUGAACCAUGCAAGACAGAUACAGUCAAUGAUUUGUCAAAUGACUUAGAAAUUGCAAGCCAGACCACCGAAGCUGCUGAUUUUUCAUAUGCAGAUGAUGAUGGUAGUGAGCAAAGUUGGAUGCUUAGAUCUUUGUCUGAAUCAAGUGUAGCCUGUGUAACCAGCGACUUUGCAAUGCAAAAUGUUCUUCUCCAAAUGGGUUUACGCCUGCUGGCACCUGGAGGAUCACAGAUACACCAGCUGCACAGAUGGAUACUUAAAUGUCAUGCCUGCUAUGCUGUCACUGCUGAGAUUGGUAGGAUUUUCUGUCCAAAAUGUGGAAAUGGUGGCACCUUAAGGAAGGUAGCUGUCACUGUUAAUGAAAAUGGAAUAAUGUUAGCAGCCCGUCGACCUCGAGUUACAUUACGUGGCACAAAGUUUUCAUUACCUCUACCCCAAGGUGGAAGGGAUGCAGUCACAAAGAAUCUCAUUCUCCGUGAAGAUCAACUUCCUCAAAGGGUACUUUAUCCUAAAACAAAGAAGAAAACCAACAAGCAGGAUGAUGACUUCUUUACGCCUGACAAUGUCUUCGGCCACCACACAGAUAAGAAAGCUUUCCAGCCUCCCAUAAGGAAAGCAUUAGCAGCUUUCAGUGGGAGGAGAAAUCCUAAUGACAAUCACUUCUCACGCAAUAAGCAUAAGUAGUGGAUUUGUCCAAAAGUUUUGAUUGGCUUUUCUUCCCCCUCAAUUUUGUUUUUAUUGCUGGACUUUGAAAGUUACCUGAAAAACAUGAUUAAAAGCAUGAUUCAGUGAUUGAUUAUGAACCUGUUAAUUAGUUUCUUAAAGAUGAUCAGUUUCAAUCCCUUCCUGUCUUCCUUAAAGACGCAGAGACCUGCUCAGUUUGAUUUCAAAUAUGGAUUUUGGCAAUUAGGAAUAGUUUGCUCUUCUUGGGGCACCAAAGUAAUUUUUGCUUUUGUUCGCCAACUUGGACAAUGU
This is a messenger RNA of Gastrolobium bilobum, 2256 nucleotides long. Its product is annotated as RNA-binding NOB1-like protein. Gene Ontology annotation, molecular function: RNA endonuclease activity. Gene Ontology annotation, cellular component: preribosome, small subunit precursor. The record is from RefSeq and is a predicted model, not a curated record. The transcript has 5 exons. The coding region runs from base 64 to 1965 and encodes 633 amino acids. Gene Ontology annotation, biological process: maturation of SSU-rRNA; ribosomal small subunit biogenesis. Lineage: Eukaryota; Viridiplantae; Streptophyta; Magnoliopsida; Fabales; Fabaceae.